AGGGAAGAUUGCAGGGGGUUUACUGUGACACUGUUCUUAGCUAGUGGGUUCACUUGCUGAAGGACCAGCUGGCUGCUGAGGCUGCGGCGCGACUGGAGGCCCAGGCUCGCGUGCACCAGCUCCUGCUGCAGAACAAGGACAUGCUUCAGCACAUCUCUCUGCUGGUGAAGCAGGUGCAGGAGCUGGAGCUGAAGCUGUCGGGACAGAACGCCAUGGGCUCCCAGGAUAGCUUGCUGGAGAUCACCUUCCGCUCUGGAGCUCUUCCCGUGCUCUGUGACCCCACGACCCCGAAGCCAGAGGACCUGCACUCGCCGCCCCUGGGCGCGGGCUUGGCCGACUUCGCCCACCCAGUGGGCAGCCCCUUAGUCGACCACAGCAUGUUUGAGAACUUGAACACGGCCCUCACUCCAAAGCUCCAGCCAAGCCGCUCCUUCCCCCACGUGUCCAGGCCCGCGGCCCCCAGCUCUGCUGUCCUGGGGUCUGUGGAGCCCGGAGGGCCUGGACUCUGGGUGGGCAGCAGCCAGCACCUCAAGAACCUGGGCAAAGCCAUGGGGGCCAAAGUUAACGACUUCCUGCGGAGAAAAGAGCCCUCGAGCCUGGGCAGCGUGGGCACGAUGGAGGUCAACAAGACUGCAGGGGCCCAGCUGGCCGGGGGGGCUGACGUGGAUGACGGAAGGUCAUCCCUGCAGGAAGCAUUCCCUCGGCUGGAUCCCCCGCCUCCUACCACCAGGAAGCGAACCCCUCGGGCCCUGAAGACCACCCAGGACAUGCUGAUUUCAUCGCAGCCGGUCCUAAGCAGUCUGGAGUAUGGGACAGAGCUGUCACCUGGGCAGCCCCAGGACUCCCCUCCCACUGCCCAGCCCAGCCCAGCAGAUGCUUCACAGCCAGAGGCCAUCAUGGAAAUGGUGGACAGGGGUGAGGCUCUGCCCAAUGGAGAGGUUUUCCUGUCGGUACCUGACCUAAUCCACAAGGACAACCAGGACGAACCGAAGCUAAAGGUGACUGAGUGCCGAAGGGCCUCCUCCCCUGGCCUCAUCGAGAGAAACGGCCUCAAACUCAGCCUGAGCCCCAUCAGCCUGGCUGACCCUCUGGAGGACAGCAGCCCGCCUCCUCGGGCACGGACCUCCAGCCUUGACAUGGAGGGCCCUCACCCAGACCUGCUGUCCUUUGAGUAGAGCUGCUUCUGCUCCUGCUGAGACCCCCUCCCCUCUGCUCGCUUCUUCACCGCACACCCUGGCCCUUGCCCCGGCUCCACCCUGCUGUGUGUCCUGCUUGCACAAGGCUCAGCAGAGCCAGUCUUCCACACGGGCUGCUGCAGGGCCACAAGUCCAUGUGUAGUCCUAGUUCAAGAGUCCGUCCGUGGAAUGGCUCCUUGGCGUGCUGGCUGCAGCCCUUGGAUACCAGGGCGCCUCUGCUCCGAGUUGCCCUGGCUUCCCACUGACCUGCAAGGCCAGCAGCCCAGGAUGAAGGGUAUUCUCUCUGCCUGGCUCCCACAUGCUUCCUGCUCUUCUCCAUCCCAUGCCCUCCUGGUUCCUUCCUUCUCCUCCCUGGGGGCCAGAGGCCUCCUGCCUCCGGAGGAAUCAGGCUGGAUGAGGGAUGACAGGUUUGGCUCGAUGAUGGGCCCAGGCCCAGAAAGCCGCAUACCCCGAGCACAGCCCAGCCACAGCUCCUCCUGACCCCAAGACAGCACAGGCCCUUGGGUUGUUACCUCGCCUCUGCCCGUGUGGAUGCAAGCCGGGGGCAGUGCUUACCGGACCUGAGACCUCGGGAGGCCUUGUCGACACCCCGGGUUCACAGGGUGUGUCUCGUCUAGCCUGAGGCAGGGCACGGAGCCAGCCACCGAGGGCGCCUGCCCGGCAUGGGAGUGUGGAGAGGCACUGGGCAAGGUGAUGCAGCCAGCUACUCUCGGGCUCCUUGCACAGAAGAAGAGACCCGGGCUUCCCUUGCUGUGCGUGAAGACAGGGCUAGGCAGGCCCUGGCAGAAGCAGCAGAGCAAGUUCUGAUUUUGUUUGGUGGGGAGGGCCCAGGAACCUGGCGUCCAGGGAGCUGGUCCCGAGAGAACCCAGAGCAGUAGUGGGGAAGGCAGUGAACACGGGAUGGAGAAAGAGUAGUCGUAAGGGCUCAGAGCAGCUUUUCAGGGUUUCCACAGCGUGAUGUGAUGUAGUUCUAGGGUCUAGGCAUGGUAAGUGCAGGAAGCAAGGUGAGAAGUGUGAGAGGUUGGAAUGUGGUAGGAACCGUGGAGCAGGCCACGCUUACGUAGGAGGCGCUCCGCUCUCGUACAGAAGGUGCUGUCUACCUGCCUGCCUCUGGGGUCUCUGUGAAGGACUGACAGUUCACACAGCCCCACUGGUUCUGCCCUGCUGGGUUAACCCACAUCUGUGUUCCUGUCUCCCACCAGGGGUCCUGUCAUGCUGUUUUCCUGUGGCCAAGAGACCCUGUCAGGGGGUGAUCCCAACCCCGGGGGCCUUUGCAGCAAGAAGAGAACAUGCCUUUUUUUGAGCAAGGUGGCUGGGUCCCCGGGAGAAGGCUGGGAGUGGCACAUCUGGCCAGAGUGGGCUGUUCGGUUCUCCUUCUGUGACUCCUGCCGCCUCCCCUUUUCUAUUCUUUGUUCGGCUUCCCACUCUGGGUGCCCCAGAGCUCACUGCCCACUUCAUCUCAUCACCCAGUUCCUGCUCCCCAGGAACCACCCCUGCCUUAUAAAAUGUCCAAGCUAACUCCUGUAGACCUGGGAGCCUCGGGGGACCACCGGGAUGCAGGUGCCCUUCCCGCCUCCUUGCUUCUGCAGCCGGGGGCCUUGCCGUAGCUCUCCCGCCACCUUUUCUCCUACCCUGCGUUCUCAGAGUGAAGCUUUGUCUCAUCUUCCUCAGGAGGGUCCAGGCACGCCGGGCACCUUGCAGGCCGUGGUGAAGUGAGGAAGGCUGUUACUGAAUUGAGUCGAUCCCGACUUACUCCAGGAAUAUCACAAAGAUGUUGAUCUCUGACCCUGAUGCUCAGAAGUUCUCAGGACUAGCAUUUGGGGGCCCGUGAGUUUUCCCACAAUGGCUUGGGGUUCUGCACAAAACACAGAGGUGGGGGCAGAGAACUAAACCCACGUGCUGGCAGCUAGCCCACUCUCAUCUGUGCUUCCAUCCCAGAAGCUCGGUUUGCUUCUCUGAUGGGAAACUUACCAGGUUCCUGCACUCUGGGGCUACUCCUCUCCCAGAGACCAGGGUGGCUCUGGCCGGGUGUUAUUGUAGCCAUAGGUGCAGAGGUGGCAGGCCCGGGCUGGCUUAAGCACCCUGCUCUCUGCUCCACACCCAGCCGCUGCUGAGGUCCUGGCCCUCAGACCCAGGGUUAGCCCAGGAAUCCUAUCAGGCUGUCCCAGGACCGUGGCCAGGGUGGUCCCAGCGUUCCUUGGACUCGUGUCUAGUACCAAACAAGGAGCUGUGGGACCCUGCUUCAAUGUCUGGGUGGCCUCUCUGUGAUCUCCAUCUCAGCCAUCCUUCUACAGGAGGGGUGAGGCUGCUACCGGGUGGAGGAGCUCUCUGAGGCUAAAAUCAGGUCCUAGAUGUGACAGAGAGUGCCUGGUGCCAGGGCUAAGUGUAGCCCAGAGGCCAGUAGGAACAGCGACUUCUAUCCUGCUGAGGGCCCCGGCUCAGACCAGCUCUCUAUGCAAAGCCCCACUUGACUUCCCGUGUGCAUGUCAACAGCCUGACCUGCCCAUGACUGCGGCAUGGCAGUCACCCCCCUGACACACCCCUCAUGGUGAAGCCAACUUCUCUGGAAGCUUGGCCCAGUCUGCUCAAGGACAGGGUACUGAGGAGAAAUGAAGGGCCUGUCUUCUGUGUCCACAGAAGGAAGCUGGGGCCACAGAGUUUUUUUCUCUCCCUGUUACCCACUGUCCUGUGUUCCCAUAUUCAGCAAUAGUUUUACCCUGAUAGAUGCAAGGUGAGCUUCCAGAACUUGGCAGGAAGGUGGCCUAUUCCCCUGCAUGGAGAGAAAUGUAUCUGUGUUAACGAAUGUGGGUGAUAUGAAGACAUUCAUGUAGUCCAUCAACUUUUAAAGAACAGAGGUUGGCCCCCGUUUGGGGAAAGAAGAAUAUUACAGAGCUAUUCCAAGUGUUUUCUAGAGGUUUUAUAUUUAUAUUUUUAGUAAUCUUCUGGUAGAAGGAAACUACACAAUAAAAUGAUUUGGUUUGGUU
This is a messenger RNA of Aethalodelphis obliquidens (Pacific white-sided dolphin), 4180 nucleotides long. RefSeq names its product chromosome unknown C1orf226 homolog (gene CUNH1orf226). The record is from RefSeq and is a predicted model, not a curated record. NCBI's taxonomy places the organism in Eukaryota, Metazoa, Chordata, Mammalia, Artiodactyla, Delphinidae.